AUGGUCUUUGGUUUGCUGCCCCUCCUCAGCUCCAGGGGCGAGGAAAAGAAGUCUCAGGCGGGCGAGAAUGCGACCCUUCUGCCCAGAGCCCGCGGAGGAGUGAAGGUCGGCGAGAACGGCGGCGGGAACGCCGGCGGCUGGAACGGCUCGCGCGGACCGCCGCUGUCGCCGCCCGGGCCGCGGCUCGUUGCUGGCCCUCCCCGGGCGCGUCCCUCAGUCCCUGGUCUCCUGGCCCAGUCGCCGCCCUGGUGCGUCUCUCCCCAGCUCCGGCGGCUCGGUCACUGCUCCUGGCUGUUGGCUGAGCUCUGGAAGCCCCCUCGCCUUAAUGCAGAGCCCGCCGACGUCACUGCGGCCUGCGACCAAUCAGCGCCUCGCGGUCCCUCUGUAAACCAUUCUGCAUCCCCCGGCCCGGGAGAGUGCGGGGAGACCGCGUUUAGAGGAUCAGUGGCGGCGGCACCCGCGGCCCCGCGCUGCGCGGACGGCGGGCAGUACCGUGCCCGGGCCCCCUCCUGCUCCGCAUUGCACCCUCCAGAAAGACUGAACUUGUUUACAGUUCCGUUAGCACUGGAUGAGAAUGUGGGCUCCUCGGAUUCCAGCCAGCCCUGGGCCACUGCUUCUCUCUUUGAGCCACCAGCUGGACUGAAGCACCAUGAGGCAGAGAUCUUGCUUUAUUUAUCCAACUUGAGAUGCAGAAGACAGAAAUUCUUCCAAACCUGUGCCUUACAGGUACUGUUCAACUAUCAUGCAGCAAAUGAAUGGCUCUCAAUCUGGGGCUUGGCUUUGAAGCGAAGGUUGCUAAGCCUCCUAAAUCCUGAUGCACACCAAUGUCGUUUCCCCACUCAUCUGGAAACCUGGUGGGUCCUGCCCAAACACCUGUCAGUUCCACCUCCUGCUUGGCUGCCACCAUGCCAACAGUUUCCACUCAAGCCUUUCAGCUCUGCUUUGGGCACCUGAAGACAGAGUGAAUCAUCUUUCAAGAGUCACAAACUUUGCACAUGCCAUUCCCUCUGGUGAAAAUGCUUUUCCCUUUCUCCCAACUGCCUUAUCAUCAGUCUGCAAAAUAUUUAUUUCUGUUCCUAAAAUCUUAGAUAUCACUUCUCCAGGAGCUUUCCCAGAUGCCUCACUUUAUUCCAGAAGGAGCUAUCACCACUUUUGCCUGGGAAGUCCAUUUUCACGGUUACACUUAUACGCUAUGGCAAUUUAUUGGUGAUUUGUCUGUCUCCUCUAUCAACAGUGAAUUACUCAUCUAUCCCUGGAAACCUGGAACUGCUCAAUAAAUGUUUGUGGUGUGAAUAUACA
This is a messenger RNA of Macaca mulatta (Rhesus monkey), 1299 nucleotides long. NCBI's taxonomy places the organism in Eukaryota, Metazoa, Chordata, Mammalia, Primates, Cercopithecidae. The record is from RefSeq and is a predicted model, not a curated record.